Molecule: messenger RNA, 2582 nt
Organism: Morone saxatilis (striped sea-bass)
Lineage: Eukaryota; Metazoa; Chordata; Actinopteri; Moronidae
Product: interleukin-1 receptor accessory protein
Biological process (GO): signal transduction
Source: RefSeq, a predicted model, not a curated record
ACACACACACACGGUCCCGCCCCGCCCACAUCCACCUCAGCUCCGCCCGCCCGCCGGGACGCUCAGCUGUAUAGCUCCGACCGGUUCAUCCCGAGCGGACAGACACCGAGCGGACCCUCCCGACCUGCUGUCAAUAUCCGCCCUCGAUGCACAAAGAACCGACCAUCCUCGUUCCGACCAGAGACAAAGUAUUCACUGUCAAACAGGACACGGAGGUGCAGCUGCUGUGUAAAGCUCUGUUCCCGUACCUCGACUCGGAGUGGAAGAUGUGGUGGACGGUUGACGGGAAGACGUUGGACAAAGUUCACGACUAUCAUCGAUUCUCCAAAACCACCAGAAAGGUGAAUGACGACUUCGGGGACCGAAUGGAGGAGAGCGUGCUGGUGAUCCAGGACUUCCAGUCUGAAGACCUGAAGAGAGAGUUCAACUGCUCUGUGAAGAACAAGAGAGGGUUCGAGACCCGAAGAGUUCAACUGGUGGAGGAAGUGUCGCUGCCGUCGGUGGAGCUGGGUUGUGGUCUCGGUGUGACUCUGGUCCUGAUGCUGCUUCUGUUCGUGGUCUAUCACGUCUUCUGGUUGGAGCUGCUGCUGCUCUACAGAUCCUGGUUCGGCACCGACGAGCGUCACACAGAUGAUAAGGAGUACGAUGUGUACAUCUCGUACGCGAGGAACAGCGAGGAGGAGCAGUUUGUGCUGUCGACGCUGCGCAGCGUUCUGGAGAACGAGCUCGGAUACUCUGUCUGUAUCUUCGACAGAGACAGUCUGCCGGGAGGGACCAUCACAGAUGAGACUCUCAGUUUUGUGGCUCGUAGCCGGCGCCUCCUGGUGGUCGUUAGCCCGGGCUACGCCUCUCACGGCUCCCAGGCCCUGCUGGAGCUGAAGGCCGGCAUCGACGGCAUGGCGCUGGGCGGGCACCUGCGGGUGAUCCUGAUCCAGUACAAGCCUGUGCAGAGGCAGGGCUGGGUGAGGGAGCUGAGGAGGGCGCGGGUCGCCCUGGCGCUGGUCCGGUGGCAGGGGGACAAGUCCAAGGAGCUGACAUCCCGCUUCUGGAAGAGGCUGCGGGUGGAGUUACCUGUGAGGAGGGUUGGCGGCGGGGAGGAGGGCAGUAAGGACGUAGCCCUGAUGAGGCUGCACAGUCAGAACAGCACCAACUCCCAAACCGGGCUCAUCAGCGACACCGUCAAACACCCGCACAAGGUCUUCAACUCUGCCGGGUAGCACAGACACCCGUCAGUCAGGACCGGUUCAGUGUCUGCAGAACUUUAGACGAACUGAGAGCGGUGGAGAGAUCUCGGUCUCUGACUCUACUCCCUCGUUACAGUCUCUAAAAACUAGUUCCUAUCUAGGACUGGGUCAGUACCAGGACCAGUACAGUGCCUGACUCAAUACUACAAAACAGUACUUCUCUCAGUGCCUUACUAAUUUUCAAUAUUUUAUAAUUUAAACACAAAGCAAUUUGUCCAAAUAUUACUACUUGCAAGACGACAAGUGAACAACUUUUAAAGUGCCUGUUUUCUAAAUGGAGUUUGGUUGAUUGGGGCUAUGCUAACUUAGCUCAUAGUAAAUCCGCUCUUCUCAAAUUAAUAACAUUUCUGCCUUCAGUAUUAUUUGUCCUCUCAUUAUCAAUAAUCACCGUUCACACUAUCAUACAUUGUAUUACUGCAGUGUUUGUCAGUGUUACCUUCAAGAACAAACCACAGCAGCCAAAUACAGCGAGACACAUUAAAGAGGUUCAGUAAAGUGGAAGUAAACAUUUAGCAGACUAAGGCUAACAUAAGCAUGCUGUAGCAUAUUUAGAGUCCUAACCUGUCCUGUAAAGUUUGCACAUCCUGAUGUUGUCAGUAUUUCUUCACCAUGAAAGAAAGUGGUCAACUCGCUGGGGGGGGGGACGCGCCUUGUGUUCACGUUACAGUGCUAAUCCUGAUAUUAGCAUGUUAGCAUUUAUUAUCAGUGUCCGUAUUUGCAGUAUUCAUAAAAAAGCCGCUGCGACUGAAAGGAACUGGUUCUUUAGUGUUUGAUAACAGUAGUGUUUUAUCCUGUUGGUGGCGGUAGAAUCGUUACAGUUGGAGCUGAAUGGCUAAUCAAUCGAUGAUACUCAACAGCGUCUGUGCAAAGACACCGAGAAGCUCUGUUUGUUUGAGAGCCAGACAGCGAGGAGAGGUCGGUACUGAGAAAGGAAUCAAAGAGUAAAACUUUACUUUGUGUGUUUGUUUCACAGCCUCAGUGAGAUUUCAGGAGACGGUGAACAUCUGUAAUAAAGUUGGGUGUCAUCUGCGUAGAGGGAGAUUUACACUCUCAUAGACAGCCUUUAUAUAUAAAUAUAUAUAAAAUACUGCAACCUAUCCAGUAUUAGUCCGAUAUUUACAGAGUGAAACUCACUGAUAACUUUAAAAUGUUGUAAUUAUUCUGCACUUUCUGUAUUUUUAUGUUUCCUCUUUUAAACUUUCAGUUUAUCAACAGUAAAUCUGUCGUAUGAGGUUAUUAACACUGGUUGUAAAGGGAGAACGCAUUCUGCACUUUGUCUCUUUGUAUUUGUCUGCAUUUUAUGUUUCUUGGGAAUAAAUGUUUUUUUUUUCAUCUUCA